CGAGUGCAGACCAAAAGUAGCCAAGCUGUUGGAGAGUAACAAUCGGUGGGGAGUGGUAUUAAGUACUCAGUGGUGGGGGUGAGAAGGUUUCGCAGCGUCUGUUGCUCGGGGCAGUGCCAGCAUGUCUUUGCUGGCGCAGAGCCAGCAGUGGUACCCGACCCAUGUCAAGGUGGUGGUGAUCCGGGCUCGGGGCCUGCGGACCAAGGGCAAGGAUGGCACCAAUGACGCCUACGCCAUCAUGCAGCUGGGUAAGGAGCAGUACUCCAGCUCGGUGGCGGAGAAGACCACCGCCCCCCAGUGGCGGGAGGAGGCGGAGUUCGAGAUGCCCCCGCUGCAGCCGGGCCGGGCCGACAAGAGCACCCUGCGCCUCACCGUCAUGCAUCGGGCGCUGGUGGGGCUGGACAAGUUCCUGGGCCAGGCAGCCAUCAGCCUGAGCGAGCUGUAUGCAAAGAAAACCCGGAGCAAGGUCGGGUGGUACAGACUCCACUCCAAAACCGGGAAGGUGGACAAGGAGAGGGGCGAGAUCGAGGCGGACAUCCAGUUUGUGCGCAACAACAUGACGGCCAGCAUGUUCGACCUGUCGGCCAAGGACAAGUCCCGGUCCGCCCUGGGGAAACUGAAGGACAGGCUCAAGGGAAAGAAGAGAGACGGCUUCUCGGACUCUGCGUCCGCCAUUGUGCCCAGCCUUGGCGCCGUCGGGGACAGCGACGAGGAGGACGAAGAGGCGGCCAGGGCUGCCACCACCUCCAGGCUCAGGAAGCUCCUGCCCAAGUCGACCCUGCAGCGCACCUCUCUCUCCCAGUCCAUGUCCGUCAUCCCCACCGCCCCAUCCUCGCCACCUGGCAACGCCAGCCCUGGGGGCUUCACGGAGAUACGCCUGGACGACUCGGCGGGAGAGGAGAGUUCAGGCAAGGGCUUGCAGGUCCCCACGAUUGUGAGCCACAAGCGGGCGGCCAGCACCGACAACACGCAACUGGACCUGGCGUUGCCCGGGAACCCGAGGAAGGAGCCUCUGUCACUCUUCGGGGGUCUGAGGCCCAAGAGCGACCCUGUGUCCCAGUCCAACCUCUGCAUCAACGGCUCCCACGUCUACACGGAGGAGCCAAGCCAGGCUGUGCCGUCCAAGCCAAGGCCCGAGCCCCGGAGCCGCUUCUACGCCCCGUCCCCCGAAGAGGACCCGAGGCCGGAGACCCCUCCCCGGGCCACAGCUGACACCCCAGGCCCUGCCUCGGCUGAGAGAGGCGUGGGCAGCCCGGACCCCGGCGUCGGGAGGGCAGGCCCCCGCUCCCGAGGAGCGCGUGCAGUCGCUGAACCCCUUCGAGGCCAACGAAGAAGAAGAGGAGCAGGUGGGCAGCGGGGAGGCGAUGCCAGAGGAGCCCAGCCCCAGGCCAAGAAGGAGGAGGCCGGCAGAGGGGGCCUGAUGUCCCUCUUCCCCAAGAAAACGGAGGCCCCCAAAGCCCUCGAGGGGAAGGAGCUCCGCAGGACCUCAGAGGAGGGCCGGGGGGAGGUGAAGAAGCCAGCGAGCACCUCGGUGUGGGCAAACAGGAUGGCGGCCAUCAAACCCAAAUUGGAGGUGUCUCCGAAGGCCGAAGCCAGAGCUGGAACCUCGUCGUCCCCUCCCCCCUUCCACACAACUCAGGCUGACCCCUUCCAUUUGGCUCCUCCUGUGGGAUCAAGGGGCCCCAGCUCGGCCAGCCUUGGGGACUUGGCACUCCGGGAAGCCCUGUCUCCGCGAUCCCCUUCCCCAGACAUGGGGACAAUGCGCAAGGGACCCCUUGGGAGGGGCACCAGGGGACGAGGGGAGGGCAAGGGUCACCCGGGAGCCCGGGGGCAGCAGGAGAGGGCUUGGAGGGUGGGGGAGCCCAGGUCCCGUGCCGCGAUCCCAGUCCAACCAGCUCCCUGGAGCCCCGGAGUUCCCCCCGCCCUCCUCCUCCCCCAGGGCGCCCCCUACAGUGCUGCCGAGGGGUGGGGCUUCCAAAUUGGGGCUCCCUACCCGGCGCCCAGGGGUGUGCCCCAAACGGGCCCUUCCCCUCCCCCUAGCCCUCCACAUCUAGGCCUGGGCUUGCCUGUGUCCCUGGAGAGCUCAGAACGGGCAGGGGAGCCUCCGGACGCCUUGGAGCUUCCCGGUAUUCCCGAGGAGCCUCAUGUCCAACAGGAAGCUCCCGUGCCCCGGGAUGGUGAUCCACCCCAGCUGCCGGCCAGCGACGCCCAUGGGGACAAGAUGGCGACUGGGACAGUGGAGGAGCCGGGGCUGGGGGUUGGCUUUCCCGAGACCCCCGCAGCCCCGGAGCCCGAGCCCGUGCCCGUGCCCAGGCCUCCCCCAGAGCAGACCCCCACCCAGGCGCGCUCCCACCCUCCUCCAGUCGUCUCGUCCUCCUUCGCCUCCGGCCCCGUCCCCUCCUCUCCUCUCCCCGUCCUCUCCCCCAUGAUCAGCGCUGCUCACUCGGUGAAUCCUUCUGGGCCAGGAAUCUCUGACCGGAAGAGGCUGCCUCAGGCUAAUGUCUUGCCCACGGAGACACAGCCAAUCGAGCCCCAGAGCAGUGAAUCAGCAGUACCUUCCAGGCGCAGGCCCCAUCCUGUGAAACCCAUGACCGCGGCCGAGCCCAAGAUCCACGAUGUGAGCUCGGAGGAGAACCUCAAGGCCCGCCUCAAGGUGGUGGACACCGUCGUGACCAGACCUGCAACUGGGCAGGCGGUGACCUUCGGCGAAAGGCUGACCUCUCCGAAGGACUGUGACCCGUCCGACCCAGCGGCUGCCUACUCCCUGCUGACCCACGAUGAGCUGAUCCAGCUGGUCCUGAAGCAGAAGGAGAUAAUCUCCAAGAAGGACUGCCAUGUGCAGGAGCUGGAGAACUACAUCGAUAACUUGCUGGUGCGGGUGAUGGAGGAGACGCCCAACAUCCUGAGGGUGUCCUACCAACCCCCCAGGAAGGCCGAGCGAGUGUGACCGAGGGGUGGGGGAGCUGAUCCCAACUGUGCUGCUACCUGAUCGAUUACAUAGCCUGCCUUUUUAACAGACCCUGGGGCUGGAGCGUGGUUUGAGUUUUAUCCAUACUGCUGCCUGACCUGUGUCGAAUGCAUUGGGGUAUGAACUCCUGCUCUCUUCCCCAGUCCAAGUCUCCUCCAGUCUCCCGAUGAAAGCACAGCUUACCGCAGCCCGCCCCCCCAACCCGAAACAAACACUCUCACUCACUCCCGAGUUGUUCUAUCUGACCCAACACAGCCUCCUCGCCUGCAAUCCUGGAGCUGAGGGGUUAGGAUCAGACAAGGAUCGUUCUCCUGUAGAAACACUCAAAUUCGGAGUUGGUUGUGGGGGUGGUGGGGCUGCUAAUAAUUAUCUCCCCACCCUGACAAUUCUUACUGGACCUGUACCCUUUGACUCCUGUGGCAUACUAAAGCUUUUGUAGCUUUCUGCAUCUCGGGAAGUGGUCUGGGGUUUUGUGAGCCAAGAGGGGCAUUUUACACUCUGUACGUGAACAUUUUUUUUUAGAAGAGUGUGUCUUUAAAAGGUCUGAUUUUUAAAAUGGGUGAGUAUUGAUUGGUUGCCUCAGAGCUGAUUUUAGUGUCCACUUUACUCCACUGUGAAUCUCUUGGCACUUUUUCCCUCUGAUCUUUUUCAAAUCUGAUGUCUUUCUCUGUAAAUGAAGGCAAGUGGGCAGUGGUCAGUGUUUAAUAAUACGUCUUUGUCCUGAAUUUAUUUUUUGAGGAUGCUCAAUUUUUAAGAUUUUGCUGACUAACCUUUGUGGUUCACCGAUCUGUCUGAAAGGGGUCUCUAUAGGUAUCUGUCGGGAAGAGAGUUAACUUGCUGUGAUAGCCAGUCGCAGCAGUGUCUGAGGCCCCUCGGGCAGCACCUUCCAAACCCACCACCCACUUCCAUCCAGAAGGACAAGGGGCAGCAGGUACAUGGGAACACCCCCCCCCCCCCCCCCAGCAAGCUCACCCUCCGAGCCCCUCACCAUCCCCGACUUGGGAAAUAUCGGCCGUUCCUUCAGCGUCGCUGGGUCAGAAUCCUGGGACUCCCUCCCUGAGGGCACCAUGUGGGGGUCCCUACAGCAAACGGGACUGCAGCGGCUCACCCCCACCUUCUCAAGGGGAGGGGGCAAUUCGGAGGGAAUGGGGCAGAAAAUGGAGACCUUGUGAAAGAAUGUUUUGGGGGGAAAAAGAAUAAUGAUGGUACAGACCAUGCCCAGAUGGGAUGACAACUAUGAAGUCCUGAUGUGAACAAAUUGACCUUCGAACCUCAUUGAUCUGGUAACUAAUUUGGAGCGUUCCACUGUAAUACAAAUGGAUUUGAGGCUGUAGUUUGGAGAAGUGUGGGGUCGGUCACUGUGAAAAGCCUUUAUAAAAGGUACUGAAAUUUUUUAAAAACUUUGAGCAGAACAGAAGAGGUUGGGAUGCCCAGCCUUUAACUGCAUGCCGGACUCAUCCAACCUUUCUCCUCUCCGGGCCAGACUACAUUUUGGUGAAUGGCAGAUGGUCCUUCAACAGAGUUUAGGGCUGCUGUUGUACAUUACAUUGACUGUACAUUGUUUUACAUAAUUUUAAUAUAUUGAGAUUUACAAGCAGUUGCAGAAUCCCCACUGAUGCCAGAUGGUAAAACGGUGUUGACACUUUUUUUUGAGAGGCAUCGAAACUUGCUUGCCAAGGGCUCUGAUGGCCUGCCUGCUCGACGUUGGGACUUUCGGGCCAAGCCCCCCGCUAUGCCCGCCUCCGUCUGCACUGAAGGUAACAGCGUGGAUGCGACCGGCGCAGCCCCGGUGGGCUCUGAGCAAGAACCAGGACAGCACCUCGUACACGCUGUGCGAAGAGCUGCUUGGGAUCAGCUCCUUAACGAUUCUGCUCCGGGUGGCACCUGGUGACCCUCAGCCCGCUGUGCUGAGAGAUAGCUCAUCCUGGGUUAGGCACUCAGUUUGGGGGCGUGAACUGUUUCUCACGCCUGACUUCUCCCAUCCUCUUCCAAAGUUGUCCCUCCUCACUGCGUUCCUGCUUUCCACCAAGUGAUCCGAGGUUUGGGGGGGUGGGGAGAGAAUCAGAUGCACAGGAAGGAGGCCUCGUGAAAACGCUCAUGCGGUAGAGGUCAAGUGCUUUAGCAAUGCAGAUGCUUGUUACAGGAGCUGGGAGAGAGGGAAAGAUUCCUACUGUAACUUCUGAACAGCCGGUGCCUGCAAUGCUCUCUCCCUGUUUGCUGCUGGGCAGGGGCUGGGAUAGAAGUUCUUGUGCUGUCCCAGAGGAGGUGUGCCAGCUGGUUGCCAAAUGGGCUGGGCGAGAGGUGUCACCCCUGCCAAGCGCACCAGUAGGCUGAUGACCGGCAGUUAACUGCCAGACCUCGCUUUCAGUUUCAAAGCGGGCACCUUGGCUGUGACCAGCUUGAGAUGUUGCCAGUGAGGAAGGAGCCAUGGAGUGGGCCUCGUGGCAAGCUAAGGGACUUUGAUGUAAAUGCGGCUUUCUUCCCAGCAACGCCAAAAGGACAGGGAAUGGGGGACAUGGCCUCAUCCUCGUUGUUGCCUCUGUAUGGGAUUAACCCCAUAUGAUGCUUGACUCUCACACUAAGACCUUUUGACUUGGUCCUUCCUGUCACACGCAGACGAGACCCUUCCCCAUUCCUUCCGAGAAUUUUGGGGAGGGUGGCACCGAAGGCUGGUGCAGUUGAGUGCCUCAUUUCAAGUUUGUUUUUUGCUAGAACACUAUUAUUUGGGGUAACAGGGAACGCUGAGAGCUAAUGCCCAGUUGGUUCUGGGUGCGGUCUCCCCCCGAUGUGUUGUCAUGCAGCCAAAACCCUGUUGCAGCUCGCUACAGAGGGGCCAGCUGACCCCCCGCUUCCCCCAGCCUGUAUCUCGAGGGCGGGGGGGGGGGGGGGUACCUCAUUCCAAUGUCAUGUGUGCUGCUGGCUUUUCGGGUCAAAUACUGGCGUAGAACCCCCCCCCCCCUCCCAACCACUCUGUUCGGCUCGGGGCCUGACUCCUGCCCUUAUGAGGAGCAAUGCUGCAGGGACUGGCUCGACUGUUUCCUGCGAUGAGGAACCUUUGCACAAGUUUAUUUCUGUUUUUAAAAGCCUCUGGCGGAUGUUGGCUGGCAUUGCUGGGGAGACUGGUGCAGGCUGUUUAGCGAUUUCUGUGUGACCAUUUGAUUUAUGCGGUUUUCCUGCACAUAAAGUAUGAAAAUAGCAAUACCAUUCUUUCUCUCCAGUUUGAUUUUUUUUUUCCUUGAGUGCAUUAUAAUGUGUGCAUCGAAUGAAUGUAAGAACAAAAUUAACUGAGCUGCUUGGGACGCGUUUGAUAAUUUGACUCCUGACCAAAAUAAACUCCUUUUUUAUAAAC
Messenger RNA from Stegostoma tigrinum, 6317 nucleotides. Its product is annotated as rab11 family-interacting protein 1-like. Lineage: Eukaryota; Metazoa; Chordata; Chondrichthyes; Orectolobiformes; Stegostomatidae. The record is from RefSeq and is a predicted model, not a curated record. Gene Ontology annotation, biological process: regulated exocytosis. Gene Ontology annotation, cellular component: intracellular membrane-bounded organelle. Gene Ontology annotation, molecular function: small GTPase binding.